This is a messenger RNA of Durusdinium trenchii, 2361 nucleotides long. NCBI's taxonomy places the organism in Eukaryota, Dinophyceae, Suessiales, Symbiodiniaceae. The record is from the annotation of a GenBank genome assembly.
AUGGUCAAAGUAUGGAAUUCCGAUCUUGCCCAGGCAGCUGAAGUUCGUAUGUGCUAUCACAUGUCCAAAGGCAGCUCGCGAGAGUUUAUGUGGCGAAAAGCCCAUCGAGCGAUUCUGGCGGUGGAAAAGGAGAUUCGACAGCUCUCCUCGGGGCGAAUCGUGAAUCUGCCAAGAAUCAAAGAAAUCACUGCAAUCCAGGAGCUCGAAGCUGUUAUUCGAGGAGAGAGACCAAUUGUGCCUCCAGAAAUGAAGCAAGCGGCUGAUGACCCACCUGAGAGGGACUUUGCUCGACAUCCCUAUCUGAAACGCAUGCAAUUCAGAGGCGGUGGAUAUGCCAUUUUGAUGGCUUUGCAUUUGAGGUCCAAAGAACACAUGGAAACAGCCCGCACAGCAGCCGCUGCAGUCCGACAGUUCAUGUACAAGGUGGAGCUGAUCCAUGCAGCUCAGCCCUUCUGCGAUGUGAGCAUGGAAGGAGGGUGGGGAAGCUCUUGUGGUUGGACUUCCAUACGCUCCUUAUUGGCUCAUCGCUUGGUGCUGGAAUCUCGGGGUCCUACACAUCGGGAGGAGUACCGGCUCACUGAAGAGGGGCAAGACUUUGUCCAGGCGAUGCUGAAGCUGUGGCCUGAAGCUGAAGGACCUGCUCCACCGGCCUCCAACCAACCAGCAGCUUCCGUCGACCCGGACCGAUCGCGCACACCUCGACCUCGGUGGCUGGCGCGGACGUUCCACGCGACGCGGGUGACGGCGGCAGCCACACCCUUUUCAGCCUUGAAGGUGUUGAGACCAGUGAGUGGUCCAGUGAGUGAGGUGAGUCCAGAGGCGUUGAGACCGAUGUGUGGUCCAGAGCCAGAGGAGUCUUCGUGCGUGAAGAUUGAGAUUUCCGACAGCGAGGAGACCGAAGAACCGAGAGCGACCGAUGCAGUGUCUCAAGGAUCUCAAUCGACCGAUGCGGUGCUUCGAAAGCCUGCGGCCCAUGCGGCUUUGCUUCUGGUCGACGACCGAGAGCGCCUCAAGGAUGCCGAGCCUCGUCGCUUCUUUGAGACGAUUGCGGCGGCGACGUCCGCAGCUCGAGAACACCUGAAGCUGGGGGACUUUGCUUGGGUGCUCGGCAGAUCUGAGGUGCUCGGCGGAUCUGACUACCUGGACUCUGAGUUGGUCGACUGCCUGCUGGAGCGAAAGCGCAUUGCAGAUUUGGUGGGCCGGUCUGCUGUGGGAGAUCAUAUGAAGCAACUUCACAGAAUGGAAGACUGUGGCUUGAAACAUGCCUUCUUUCUGCUUGAAGGCAACCCAAAUAUGGCUAGUAGCUGUCCGGUGUUCGACCAGGAUCUUCACACAGAAUCUGUCUACACCAUCCAUGGUCGGGAGGAGAUAGAUGCCUUUUGCGCACAGCUGAUCAUUCGCAACUCCAAGGUUGGAGUCUUGCAAAGCAGAGAUCCAGCAGGGACAGCUCGUUUAUUGAAGUACAUCUCUGCCUGGAUGACUUGGAAGCUGCAGACUCAAGCCUUCUCGCAUGACUUGCGGACUGGACACUCACUGCGAGAGUUUGAGAAGUUUGUUGCCCAACAGAUGAAGGAUGAGGGACGCCUAGCACUGUUGGGUGGAUCUUCUUCAUCCUCCGUUCCGGGAAGAAUGGCUGAACUGCAUGUGAGUCGAGGUCUUUUUGUACGAGUCGGUCGGCCGGCCAACACGGAGAAGGUCUCCUGGCUUGUCAGUGACAAUGGCAACAGGGGCAUCGAACACCUUGCUGCUGAGCUUUCAGUACAUGAAAAUGGUCAUCGAUCUCAACCAAUCCUGACCGUCAUCAUCAAUGCAGGCCUUCUGUUGCAAGAGAUCAACGCUGCAGCUCAAAGAGCUGCAUCACAAGCAGCGCUGAUCUCCGUGGCCGAAGCCGCGGCAGCUGCGACGGGAGUGGUGACACCGAUCAACCCCACCGAGAUGCGAACGAUGACACCGAUGUCCUUUGUAGGAUUGGUCGUUGUGGUCAUGGAUGGUCAUGUCGGCAAGCUGAGUGGAUUGCUGAAAGAUGGUGACAACGUGGUGGUGGUGCCUCCCAGGGUGCCGGCUCAUCUUCGACGAAUCAAGGCAAUCUACCACUGGAUGGCUUGGCUUCUUCGCCGUCUUGGAGCCGUGCUUUUCAUGUUCUGUCGCUUUGCCUGGAUCCUGCCUGGCACAGUGCUCCGAUACACCCUCGAUGCCUGGUACGAUCCGUGGAGUCUGGUCCGGCCUCGGGGCGAGGAGGUGCGAGGCCGCCAUCUUCGCGGCUUGGGUGUCACACCGCAGAUGCUGCGCUAUGCUCCUGGUCAAAAUCCGCAUGGUGAGGACUUAACUGCGUUGCUCUCACAGGGACUGCUUGGAAUGUAG